CUCCGAGGUCGCAGUCCUGCUGUCCGCGUGCGUAUUGGCGAGACUCACGUAGCGCGUGCGAGGACCGUCUCAGAAGUGCGUGCCGCUGAGGGGCUGAGCUCGAAGCCCCGCGUGACCGUCCGGAGCCGGUCGAUUCCCCCCAGAGACCCGAAUGCAGAUGGUGCGAGCAGCGAGCGGAAAAGUUUAUGACAGCUCUGCUGUUUUCGGUUCACGGCUGCCCCCAUGGAGCGUUUUGAUUUCACGGUAGCAGCUAUAGACUUUUUACCGGGCUGUUUGACUCAGUAAUGCGCUUUCAUCGGGAUUGAAUCUCGGAUCACAGUGAUUCCUGAGUCGCGCGCUGGACUGCUUUUGGGUUUUAUUGACAUUUUCCACCACUGCUUUUCUGUGGACGAUCUUCGGAUAGCAGUUUUAAGGUACAGGAAGGUCUUUGUGUUCGGUCAUGGGCGAGCAGGCUGGCAGCGCGGGCAACAGCCCUCAGCACGGCCGUGGAUCAGCCAGACAGGACGUUCUCCGCUGCGGGUGGCUCCGGAAACAAGGAGGCUUCGUGAAGACCUGGCACACGCGCUGGUUCGUCCUGCGUGGGGACCAGCUGUACUACUACAAAGAUGAGGACGAGACCAAAGCUCUGGGCACCAUUUCCCUACCUGGCAACAGAGUCACCGAACAUUCCAGCAAUGGGGAGGAAGGUGGAAAGUUCCUUUUUGAAGUCAUCCCAGGGGGCGACAGGGAGCGAAUGACAUCCAACCAUGAGACGUAUCUACUUAUGGCCAGCACACAGAAUGACAUGGAGGAUUGGGUGAAGAGCAUCCGCAGGGUCAUAUGGGCUCCGUUUGGAGGAGGAAUCUUUGGUCAGAAGUUGGAAGAAACGGUUCGAUAUGAACGCCGUUAUGGCAAUAAGAUGGCACCCAUGCUGGUGGAGCAGUGUGUGGACUUCAUCCGUCGCUGGGGUCUACGAGAAGAAGGGCUCUUCCGUCUGCCUGGACAAGCCAACCUCGUCAAAGAGCUUCAGGAUGCUUUCGACUGUGGAGAGAAGCCGUCAUUUGAUUGUAACACAGAUGUUCACACCGUGGCAUCUUUGUUGAAGCUGUACUUGAGAGAGCUGCCCGAGCCAGUCAUCCCGUUCUGUAAAUACGAAGAGUUUCUGGCCUGCACCAAACUCCUCAGCAAAGACCAGGAUGCAGGAAUGAAGGAAUUAAGAAGUCAAGUAAAAGGUCUACCUUCGGUGAACUACAAUCUGCUUAAAUACAUAUGCAAGUUUUUGGAUGAAGUUCAGUCAUACUCAGGUGUGAAUAAAAUGAGUGUACAGAAUCUGGCUACGGUCUUUGGGCCAAAUAUUCUAAGGCCAAAGGUUGAGGACCCAGUGACUAUUAUGGAAGGCACAGUACUGGUCCAGCAAUUGAUGGCUGUUCUGAUUGGCCGCCAUGAUGUUCUUUUCCCACCUGAUGAGGACCAUACUACCACUCUGGAACUGGUUAAUAAUAACAAUAAUGAGACGCAGAAGCGGUCUACGAAUGGUCAGAUUCAAAACAAAGAAAACAAUAACACCAGUGGGGUGCGACAGUGCACUUGGGACGCUCCAGAAUCACCCAGUCGGGUUCCUCUGGACAAUGGCUCUCCUCGUUCGGGCAGCCCACGUAAUGGUUUCACAGGACAACGAUUCGAAGUGGCCCGGAGUCCGCCACUUUCUGUGAAAAAGAACCCGGCGUUUAGCAAAGGGAGCGGGAUUGUGACCAACGGAUCGUUCAGUUCGUCCUCGUCGUCCUCAGGAGACGCCAAUCAGGAGAAAAGUCAAACUCUACCGAACGUGGGAACACUACAUGCCCGUCGGACGGGUGCGAUAAAAGGCUCAGGCACUAAAAUGGGCGUCCAGAAUGGCGUCGUUCGAAUGGGCGUGUCCAGCACGGACGUGACGAAUGGGACUCUAAAUGGACGAAAUGGACUAUGGUUGCCCAACGGUGCCGUCACGAUGCGCGAGGCUAAAAGUCGAGAAGCGGAGCACCAGCAGAACCGUCUGUCCACAUAUGACAAUGUCCACAUCCAUCAGCAGCAGACGGCACAGCCCAGUCUAAGCAGCAGCUGUGAGGACAAACAGAGCGUGGAUAGCGCCACAUGGUCCACCUCGUCUUGUGAGAUCUCUCUACCAGAAAACUCCACUUCUUGCCGCUCCUCCACGACCACGUGCCCAGAGCAGGACUUUUUUGGUAGUAACUUUGAAGAUCCUUUGUUGGAUGGGCCGGUGCAGGAGGACAACGGAGUGGCAGUGGAUGAUAGAGAGCAGCGGACCAGUAACGGAGGAGGCCGAGGAAGUAGAGGAACCAGCAGUAGCGACAACAGCGAAACAUUUGCCGUCACGAAUGGACCGACCAAUCACAGUGCACUGCACAGCCUGGUGGCCAGUCUCAAACAGGAAAUGCUCAAGCAGAAGAAUGAAUACGAGGCCAGGAUCAAGAGUCUGGAACUUCGGAAUCUAGAGUUGGAGACGGUGAUGGCAAAUCUACAUGAAGAGCUGGACCAGGAGAAGAAGAAAUACACCAUGGUGGAGAUCAAGCUGAGGAAUGCAGAGCGAGCCAAGGACGAUGCAGAAAAGAGAAACGAGAUGUUGCAGAAAGAGAUGGAGCAGUUCUUUUCCACCUUCGGAGACCUGACCGCAGACCCGCGACGGCCCGACAGAGCCAACACCAUCUGGAUCCAGUGAGCCGUUAACCAUUAACUUAACAUCGUGCGGGCUGUUGUUCAGACAGAAUGGGACUAAAUCAACCUUCACGACAUCUUUGCACGUUUGGUGCAAAGGUCAGACACGGCUGAGCGAAGCCCAUUGAGUCAAAUUUUCAGAACUGAACGUGGACCAGUUGUUGGAUUGAACCAGAGGAUGCAACUUGGAUGUUAAAACGAAAGAUUCUGACCUGAGAGCGAAUGAAGAAAGGAACUCUUUGACAGUUGUGGUUGAAUGCGAGAGAAUGAAUCAAUUACAUGAUUGAGCUUUGAGUUUUAGAACUUCUGAAGGAACGGCAGAAGCACGAAAGUCACUCCUAUUUCUUCUUGUGAUCCAACCAAAUGUGUCCUUGAGCUGUCAUGUAUCCUCUUGUGUAUAUAAAGGAGAAACAAUGUUAAAAAUUCCACAAUGAAAAACACGUCUGUAUAAAUGCAAAUUAAUGUUUAAUGUACGUACUGAUAUUUAAACAGAGAAUUCUCAAUGUGUUACAUAUAAAUUUUAUAUCAAGGCUUUUCCUUGCACUUAAAGCGUAUGAGUUGCUAUGUUGUUUUUCAGUUUGGUACGUUACGAGAUGUGGCAAAUAUUUUAAUAGCAGUCUUCCCUGUUGCUUCUUUGCAUAAUUUAUCACUGCGGAUAAAACACGUUCUUCAUCAAUAUUGAAAUUAACAUUUUUAAGCAUAAAUAUAAAUAAACAGUUUAGGGUGUUUUUUGUGUAAAAUGGGGUAAAAAUUAUAUAUAAUUUAUUAUAUAUACAUGUCUCGGAUAGAAUGUUUUUAGCUGAGAAAAAUAUUGAUGAAGAAUCGAUUUUUUUUGCAUCGCUGCAGCGUUCCCCACACGACCAAAACCAAGCAGAUCUGUAAAUACUUGUGAAAACACAGCAAACGCUCAGCCUGUCUUUGUCAUUCGUGCCUGUCGCACAUCAUUUGCUUGCAACGGUGCUAGACGGGAGGAAGUGUGCUUAAAAUAAAGACCGAGAUGGGGUUCGUUCAUCUCUCGGACCAUGUGGGGUCAUUUGCCUUGUCGCAGCUGUCCAUGCUUUUACUGUAGCUUGAUGCAUUCAGUGAAAUGCAAUGAAAUUAAAUUAUGUGACCUCA
Messenger RNA from Puntigrus tetrazona (Sumatra barb), 3807 nucleotides. RefSeq names its product Rho GTPase activating protein 24 (gene arhgap24). Gene Ontology annotation, biological process: activation of GTPase activity; negative regulation of ruffle assembly; signal transduction. Gene Ontology annotation, cellular component: focal adhesion. The record is from RefSeq and is a predicted model, not a curated record. Bases 440 to 2695 code for a protein of 751 amino acids. Gene Ontology annotation, molecular function: GTPase activator activity. The transcript has 10 exons. NCBI's taxonomy places the organism in Eukaryota, Metazoa, Chordata, Actinopteri, Cypriniformes, Cyprinidae.